AUGAAGAGUGGAGGGAAGAUCGACGUGUUGCUGGGCCUUGAUCAUUCUCAUUUGAUUGCAGUGUUAGAAUCGAGAGUAGGUGGAGAUGAUGAACCAUUUGCCUCUCGAACCCGAUUGGGAUGGAUUGUUCGUGGCUUGCUUGGAGGAGACAUUGGUCCGAUGACUGCACGCUCUUAUCAUCUCACUGCAACGUCAAGAGAAGAAGGUCCGGUUGUUCAAGACUCCUUAGAUGCCGAAUUUAGAGCCUUUUGCGAAACAGAAAACUUUGGAACGGAGUUUCGAGGCGAAGGUUUGUCGAAGUCAGAGCAGAAGGCCGAGAAAAUCGUCAAUGAAGGUUUGUGGAAAUUGGAAGACCCUAAGCUUAAAGAAGAUUACCGAAAAGCCAUCAAGAAAUAUAUCGAUGAAGGAUAUGCGUCGCUAGUUGAAGAUGAAAAUCUCUACUCCAACGACCAGUUUUAUCUUCUCCAUCACGGAGUCUACAAAAAGGUCUACGGGAAGAAAGAGCGAAAAUUGCGAGUCGUGUUUGAUGGAGCUUCUCGCUGGAAACGGAAGAGUUUGAACGAUGGAAUGCAGCCUGGUCCGAAACUUCAAAAUGAUUUAGCUAAAGUUCUUAUUCGAUUUCAACAGGGAGAAAUCGCCUUUUCAGCAGAUAUCACAGCCAUGUACAGCCGAAUUCGACUGAAGCCAAGUGAUGCCCGAUUUCACCGGUUUCUAUGGCAGGAACCUGGAUCAGAAAAGAUUUUAACGUAUCAGAUGGACCGUCUGCCCUUCGGACUAAAUUGUUCUCCGUUUAUUGCUCUCAAGACAGUGCAGCGAGCUGCUGCCGAUGCAAAGACGGGGAAGAAGGAUUGCAUUGAAGCGGUCGAGAAUAACAUUUUAGCUUCUGAUGAAGCCGAAAAGUUGCUGGGAAUAUUUUACGAGCCUAGUACCGACGAUCUAACCUUCCGAGUAACCGGUGCGGAUGAGGUGGAGUGGACACGGGCUGGAUUACUCAGCAAAGUGGCCGCCGUUUAUGAUCCAUUAGCUCCUCUGAUUGUCAAAGCGAAGAUUAAACUACGUGAAUUAGGCAUCAAGGGCCUGAAUUGGAAGGACGUCGUGACCGGAGAAGAUAAGACAUGGUGGCAACGUUGGUUCAGCACGCUGAAACAAUUAAACAGCAUCCGGAUGCCAAGGAAUCUUCAGCCGAACAAAAGAAAUAUCAAGAGCAGUCAACUUUUAACGUUUUGUGAUGCAUCCGAAGAGGCCGUUGCAGCUGCAGUGUAUUUGAAUACCUCCUACGAAGACGGUUCCUCUAGUUGCCGAUUGGUGAUGGCGAAAACAAAAUUGGCUCCUCGUAAAACUAUUUCAAUUCCUAAAUUGGAACUUAAUGCCGCUCUGCUUGGCGCAAGACUUUCCAGGUACGUGGAAGAGGCGCUAAACCUUCCUGGUCUCACCCGACUGUUCUGGACGGAUUCAAGUACCACACGGAAUUGGCUACGAGCUGUUGCCGCUCACUAUACUCCAUUUGUCAGCCAUAGAAUUGGAGAAAUUCAAUCUGUCACCAAUCCGAGCGAAUGGAGAUUUGUGUCUGGAAAACAAAAUAUCGCAGAUGUCGCUACGCGGUCGCUUCUCGUCGAUGAAGAACCAAUUCCACCUGGCUGGCUAGAAGGUCCUGAUUUCCUGAAACAACCGGUUGACCUGUGGCCAAAAGAUUUACCCUGGAUGGCUGUUUCCGCCGAGCGACGUGCUACCCAUUCUCAACAUUUGACGAAAACACGGUUCGAGCAUGAUUGGUCAAAAUUGAAAAUUGAUUCAUCUAAUCUUUCCAGCUGUCUCAAGAUGGAAGGCCCCUACCAAGAGUUGGUGCGUCGGUGUCAAGAAGAGGAAUUUAAUGAAGAUAUCCAGCAGCUCCGCCGAAAUAGACCGCUCAGCCGAACAUCGAGACUUCAACAAUUAAGCCGGUUUUUAGAUAGCGACGGAAUUCUACGACUUGGAGGCCGCAUCCGUCGAGCCCGUUUACCCUAUGACAUCCUGCAUCCUCCAAUCCUGCCAGGAAAGCAUGUUCUUGCAGAGGCGAUCAUCAUAGCGAUCCAUAACGAGGAGCAUCACGUAGGCACGGAUUUUCUACAUUCAAAGGCUCGGCAACACUUCUGA
Molecule: messenger RNA, 2133 nt
Organism: Daphnia magna
Lineage: Eukaryota; Metazoa; Arthropoda; Branchiopoda; Diplostraca; Daphniidae
Exons: 3
Coding region: 1-2133 (710 amino acids)
Source: RefSeq, a predicted model, not a curated record